Cyphellophora attinorum is the source of this 363-nucleotide messenger RNA. RefSeq lists its product as uncharacterized. The transcript has 2 exons. Bases 1 to 363 code for a protein of 120 amino acids. NCBI's taxonomy places the organism in Eukaryota, Fungi, Ascomycota, Eurotiomycetes, Chaetothyriales, Cyphellophoraceae. The record is from RefSeq and is a predicted model, not a curated record.
AUGUCUCAACCUCUCUCUGCACCGUCUCGGUUCGAGGCUAGCCCGACUCUCGACACUAUGCCCCUCGAGAUCCUCGAGAUGAUCAUUGCCUUCGCUAUACCUGACAUCGUCACUAUCCACAUUAUCUCGGCGCAUUCGAGUCUAGCUUGGGAGCAGCCAUAUGAGUUCUGGUGGGGGCCUAUCUGGGUUAAGAAUCUUCUCCACGUCUCCAAGCCGAUCGGUCGGGUUGCUUGGAAGAUCCUGUGCAAGCGCGCUGUGCUGAAACUCGAGGGAUUCCGAAUGUUGAGCGGUGCUCCUGUGCGGGCUGCUGGACAGAAGAAGGCCCGAGAAUACUUUGAGAGAUUGAUCACGAGUGAGUACUAG